Phanerochaete carnosa HHB-10118-sp is the source of this 693-nucleotide messenger RNA. RefSeq lists its product as uncharacterized. Bases 1 to 693 code for a protein of 230 amino acids. The transcript has 9 exons. The record is from RefSeq and is a predicted model, not a curated record. Lineage: Eukaryota; Fungi; Basidiomycota; Agaricomycetes; Polyporales; Phanerochaetaceae.
AUGUCCGUCCCUGUCUUGUCCUUUGAUAUAUCUAGCUCCAUGGCUUUCCUCGUGGGAACCUGGGUUGAAGGCCCGCUGUUUGGACUGAACAUUGCUAUAUACAUAGCAUACAUUCGGAUACUGAGCAAGGACAUAACCACUCAGGAAAAGCUUCUCAUCGCUGUUGCCACUUUUCAAAUCGUGGUCGCUACAGCCCAUUUUAUCACCACUAUUUUGGACUUAAUUGGUGGAUUUAUAACCCAUUACAUUGUUUCGUCUUUCUUGUUCACCACAAAUUAUGUUAUUGGUGAUGCGAUCCUUGCUUGGAGAUGCUAUAUUGUAUGGGGUCAGAACCAGUUCAUCAGGACGUUCUUCCUGGUGAUCGUCACUGGUGCUUUCAUUGCUGGAUAUGCGAACAUCGGUCAUAUUGCAGCGCUGUCCAAGACUCAAGCUGUCUUCGUCGUCUACCAUUGGACAGUUGCCAGCUUUGCGAUUUCGCUUGGCAUUCAAAUUUCCGCCACACUGUUGAUCGUCUGGAAGAUUUGGCGCACUACGUCUUGGGCCUCCCCAGCAAGCGGCCACAGGGAACGUCUUACGUUUUUAUGGAUUAUCAUCGAGUCUGGCGCUCUCCUUGCCACAGCAACUGUGGCCGUUCUGGUCAUGUUUGUGCUUCACAUGAACGCUGGGGCGAUUGUUUCCUACAUUCUUACUUAG